AUAUCUUGUUGACUUGUUGUCUUCGAAAUAUUUUCACUUUCUUUAUUUGUCUUCGAACAGUAAGUUUGAACCCAUAAGAGACAACAACUCCAACAUCAAAUGCCGGAUAGUAAUCUACGGCGACGGGUGCCGGUGAAAGGUGGCCGGAGAUCAAGGCCACCGCAUCCGUCGCCGUCGCCGAGGCGGAGGGGACCCUCUAAACAGUCCACGCCUAUUAAGAUAUUGAAGCGAUGCUUUUCGGAGCCGAGUCUUUGGAGUAGUUUCAGCGAUGGUGAUGGAGAUGUAGCAGAUCAGAUACCAAUGAGUUUUGGGCACGAAGGAGAAGGUAUUUUGUGCAGGCCACAGACUUGUACUGACGUUUUUGCAUCGUCUCCUUCUCUGAUUGCUUUCUCUCCCCAAAGUAAUCUUGAGGGAUUUAGGAAGGAUGCUAAAGUGGUGGUUAAUGUGACAGUGGAGGGAAGUCCGGGGCCAAUCAGGGCCAUGGUUAAAUUGGGAUCUAGUGUGGAUGAAACAAUUAAGCUUGUUGUAGAUAAGUACAAUGAAGAAGGGCGGACACCUAAGCUUAGUCGAGAUGAGGCAUCCUCUUUUGAGUUGCAUCACUCUUAUUUCAGCCUUCAGAGCCUGAAUAAGUCGGAACUAGUAGGAGAUGUUGGUAGCAGAAGCUUCUAUCUUCGAAGGAGUAGCAGUAACCAUAGUACAAAUUCAGAAAUUGUUCAAGAGAGAGCAGCCUCUCCUCCACCAAUCCCACCACCCUCAUUCUUACUCCCAUCUUUCAUGGCUCGGAAACUCGGUAAAAUUGUAAGAAGAAUGCGUAGGCUUUGGAGGGUCGUGAUUUGCCAGCAAUGAUGAUACCAUUUUUAAGGGUGACACGACUUUUUUAUCUAAUGUUACUUCUGGUAGAGUUGAUGUCCUAGAGUCAAUUAAUUAUUGUAAGAAUAUUUAUUUAUCAAUAAAAUGUAUUUUCUUUUAUAUGGUA
Molecule: messenger RNA, 976 nt
Organism: Pistacia vera
Lineage: Eukaryota; Viridiplantae; Streptophyta; Magnoliopsida; Sapindales; Anacardiaceae
Exons: 3
Coding region: 100-846 (248 amino acids)
Source: RefSeq, a predicted model, not a curated record